Nerophis lumbriciformis (worm pipefish) is the source of this 1161-nucleotide messenger RNA. It is a transcript of the gene ier2b, whose product is annotated as immediate early response 2b. The record is from RefSeq and is a predicted model, not a curated record. NCBI's taxonomy places the organism in Eukaryota, Metazoa, Chordata, Actinopteri, Syngnathiformes, Syngnathidae.
GCGCGUCCUGAGCUCUCAAUCCUCCUCAGUGACGCCUUCCGCUCGCACUAACAAAGCCGGAAUAAAUAAACUUUUUAAAGUCCACUUUUUAAAAAAACAACAACAAUCUUUUUUUUCACAAAAGAGUAGAAAAAGAAGACGCGCGUAAAUACGCACCGAGAGCAAUGAUCGAGGCGACAACAAUGGAGGUGAACGCGGAGGCCCGCAGGGUUCUGGCGGUGUCCAUCAGCAAGCUGUACGCGUCCAGGACGCAGCGAGGCGGGCUGAGACUGCACCGGAGCCUCCUGCUCUCCCUGGUCAUGCGCUCCGCGCGGGACAUUUACCACUUGUCCUCGCCGCCGCCCAUGGAGUGCGGCACGGACGAGGCGGCCGAGGCGGACGAGGUGGCCGAGGCGGAGCCGCCCCAGCCGGAGCCGACCCCCGCCGAGCCGAGCGCCGCGGCGGGGGGAGGUGCGCGCCAGGAGGCGGACGCGGUCGACACGGAGGAGGAGGAGGAGGAGGACAUGGAGGAGGGGGAGCUCGUCGAGGACAAAGAGAACCGCAGCCCGACGAGUCGCUCCAGGAAGCGGCGAGGAAAGACGUCAGCGGCGCCGGACUUCCUCCCCAGCAAGAGGGCGAGGCUGGAGCCGGGAGAGGAGCGACAUUCCUCGGCGCUGCCGCCGCCGGCCAGCUGCCGCCUGGGACCCGCGGAGUCCCUCAUGACUUUGUCCCUCAACCGGGUCAUACCGGCCUGCUGAGACCGCGGGCGAGGCUCCACUGGACUUUGGAGCCAUGAUGAUGUCUUUGCUCACUGAGCUGACCCCGCACCCACACGGUCCCCGGACCGGCCGGGACACGGAACGAGCUCUCCGAAGUGGAAAAAAGUUCGGAUGGGAGCGACCCGGCGGACUGAAUCACGCCAGUGACCCGCUGAAAAGUGCUGACUCAGAGAGCGUGAAUCAGCAGGAAGUGAGGCGGUCAGUGGUCACCGCCGCCACGCGCGCGCAUGCGCACACACACACAGACAGGUGGACCAAACAAGGUGCUAUAAAGGUGCUGCCUGCACCUUCACAACUCUCCUAUCUCUUCGAUGAACACUAAUGAUUCUUUACCUCACUUGUAAAGCUGCUGUUUUGUUUUGUGUUAAUAAAGAUUGACAUGUGACAAAAAAACAACUAAAAA